CUUCAGUCCCGCUCUCUGCCAAUAGCUGUUGCGCCUCAAGACUGACGGCUUGCUGCGUUUGCCUGCGGUUCCUCCUCACACACUGCCCGUUCGACCCCAAUCCCGACUGCGGCCCAUUGGAAGUGUAGGAUCAACCCGACUUGGCUUGAUAUCCUCUCCCCCUCCUCCCCUGCCACGACCGCUAGCACAGUCACCAAUACGACCUCCCACACCUGAAGUACUGUGUGAGCGUGGUCAGCGUCAACGGAGUCAUGAGCUGGUCAUGGGCAUAACGGCUGGAUCGCUUGUUCACAAUAAGGCACACCUACGCUAAUUGACACCACACCAAAAGGGGGGUGCCCGCUCUUGGAGUUUGAGGCUCAUUGGACGUGUCAUGCUGUGACUCUUAACCUCUGUGCGCCCGUGAGAACGGGUCAGCGGUCCGUAAACGCGUGGUUUCGACGUGCCUAAUGGUGACAAGGUAUCCAUCUUAAAGAAAGAGAGUAUCUAUGUCUACGUCCGCAACAUCGCUCAACCCUUCACUGCUUGCAAUUCUCCUCGUCGUCCAAGGCCGAACCGGCUCGGGCGCUGAAAUUGUCUUCCACUACCCUCCAGACCCUCUGUCAGCGGAGCGACCUUCCUAUGCUUCGGAAUCCACAGAAGACGACGACGCAGAAAGCUCGAGCAGUGAUUCGGAAGAGUCGUCUUCUGAGGAGGACUUUAACUUGUUCACGAGACGGUUUGGGAACGCGGUGACGGCAACGCAGAACCAAGAAACCCAAUCACAGCAUUCUGAUGACGAGGACAGCAAUUAUCUGAGCAAGAGGGGGACACAGGACAACUCGCAGUGGAAGCCCUCAUGGGAGCCCCUGCUUGGCCUCGGAGAAGAUGGUCUGGUCAGCUUGCUAGCUCCAGGACGAUCCUGGCACAAACGGAGGUUUGAGCUGGGCAUUAACGACCUGACCUUUCUGGGCCGACCAGUCUAUGCUCGUGAGGAUGGAUUCUGGCGAAAACCGAAGGUGAGAAGGUCAAAGGAAGUCGAAGAUGAGGGCCUCUCCUCGGAGGUUACGAUCAGUGACAGUGCCCCGGAUGAUGAGGCCAAUGGCGACGCAGCUGCGCCAACUGACCACAACAGCAAGAAGAAUUCCCCUCCAAAGGAACGUGCAAAGAGCCAGUUGACCAUGUUUCAUGUUGUGUUUGUCAUGGAUCCUCCACCGUUGGAGCAUACAGCUCGGCUCAAGGAGAUGUACGAUCAUGUCGUGAAGAAGCUCUCCAAGGUGUUAAAAUGGGCUCAGUCACACCAUGAUUACGUUUGGGAACAGUCGGAGCUGCUGCAGUCCAUCAGGUCGACACAUUUUCACCAACGGUCGUCUACAAAGGUGCUCUAUACCGAAAUGAAACAGCGUUCGGCUUUGGCUGCUGCCAUUGCCAAAGUGUUCGAUAACAUCUCUGCCUCCAAAAUAGCUGCAAUCACUCUCAGUCCCAAACUGUCCGUGUCUCUCCAGAUUCCUCCUAUUACGUCGACGUCUUAUCUUCCUUCCCUGUCUGAACCACCACUGCAACCAGGAUUAUGGCUCACUACGGCCACGGAUCCCAUAUCUACCGCUUCAGAUCUGGACGCAACUUCCUCUACAGGUCCAUUGCAGCUAUCCAAGAACUUCACACUCCUGCUCAAAGCCAGCCCCCAGAAGAUUCUCAAAGAUAUCCAAGCUGCGGGAGGGUCAUUAGCAAUGCCAUUGACCAACUUCAUCGGAUAUUUGAAGCCGACCAAAUCCUUCUACAAGAUAUCGCUUGCUUCCCACAUUGCCUUGGGUGACAUCCAACAUCUGGCUCGUCAUCUUGUGUAUUGGCGCAGGGCGAUAGCAAUUCCACCUCUGCAUCAGCGCGAUACAUACAUCGUCUCUCCAAACGCCAAUAUGAGCAGGCUGGUGUCGGCUUGCAAGACAUACGAGGCGACAUUUCCUAUGAUGCCGUCUCUGCCAAAAAUGUUGAACGCUUUGGGCGGAACUCCUGCACCGUAUGGUACUCUCAUCCCCAGCAGAGACCAUAAGGAAGAGUACUACCGAGUGCUUGCCUGGCUCAUGCGCGACGGCUGGGUCACACAGCUGCGUACAUUUGCGUUUGUUCGAGUGGAUCCGGAAGUGAAGAAAGCAGUCCGGGAAAAGGAGCGCGAAGAGUCCAAAGGCUCCAAAACUCCCAUUGUCGAGCGAGAAGCAAGCGACCGCGACCGCGAUGCGGCGAGGAGUUUUGGGAGCGGCACGCCAAACACCCCCGCAAGCGGAGCACUUUCGUCUUUCAAACAGCGUCCCAGCAUGACAAGUCGGCCAUCCAGCGACGGGCGACAAUCCAUAUCCACCGACCGCACCAGCGUGCGCGGUAGCGGGCACCAAUUCAAGCACAAUCCAAAAGCCGCCAGUCUGAUCAUCUCCCCUCAGCGCGCCUCGCCCGAAGAGUCUCGAUGGCUCGAUUACAUUGCAUCCACCAUCAGCUCUUCCCGCAGCCCGUCCCGGGCAGACUUGUCCCCCUCGCUGGCUUCAUCGUAUUCCGAGGCCGAAACCGCAGAGCUGCGUCACUACUGGCCCGUGUUUGUGAAAUAUUUCAGCGGGUCGGAACCUCUCGAGAGGAUCCCCGUCAGGGAAGGGCUGAAGAGGAAGGUCGUAUGGGACAUGCUGGAGAAGGUGGGUUUGGAUUUCGAGGGCAGUGUGGAGGACGAGAAGGGGGAGAAUAAGAGGGUGCUAGUUACCAUUCGACAUUGGUAGGGUCGUUUUCGACCGGGGUCACUUUCGUUGUGACAAUGGAAUGAGGAGCGGGAAACGGGCAGAGGACCACAUGCUCGUAUUCAAGCGAGACAGAAAUGUCCCUGUGAGGGAGUGGGAUCGUGUAAUUGCAGGGGAUGGAGGAGGUUGACCUCGCCUGCCGAAAGUUCCAUCCUUCUGUCGACGUUGAUAUCUAUCUUCGCAUGGUGUAAUAAGUCUAGAUCUAGCUCUAGCUCUAAUUCUAUGUCGGGUAUCUGUCUAGCAUCUAUGCCC
Molecule: messenger RNA, 3008 nt
Organism: Cladophialophora immunda
Lineage: Eukaryota; Fungi; Ascomycota; Eurotiomycetes; Chaetothyriales; Herpotrichiellaceae
Exons: 1
Coding region: 489-2738 (749 amino acids)
Biological process (GO): TORC1 signaling; cellular response to amino acid starvation; negative regulation of TORC1 signaling
Cellular component (GO): GATOR1 complex
Source: RefSeq, a predicted model, not a curated record